Messenger RNA from Schistocerca nitens (vagrant locust), 777 nucleotides. Its product is annotated as 52 kDa repressor of the inhibitor of the protein kinase-like. The transcript has a single exon. The record is from RefSeq and is a predicted model, not a curated record. Bases 1 to 777 code for a protein of 258 amino acids. Lineage: Eukaryota; Metazoa; Arthropoda; Insecta; Orthoptera; Acrididae.
AUGGAUGUCAUAAAAGAAGCUUGUGGAUUCUUUCAUUUGUUGGCCAAAUUAACAGAAAUAUUGAAAUCAACGAUUUCUGAAUGGUGUCCAGAACAAAAGAAAAAGAAACUUAUUUCACUGUGUGAAACCCGAUGGGUGAAAAGGAACAACUCAGUACUUUUAUUUAAAUACAUUUUGAACCCUAUCUAUCUCUCCCUUUGCAAAGUAGAAGAGGAAUUAAGUGACACGGCAUCUAAGGCUCACACUCUAAGUAGUGCUAUUAGUCAAUUUGUAUUUCUUGUUAAUCUUUUUGUUUUGAGCUGGAUGCUAUCAACCACCCAUAACUUAUCUGAACUGCUUCAAAACAAAAAUAUUGAUCUUCCACAGACCUUGACUAACGUCACAAGCAUCUUACACCUUCUGUCAAAGGAGAGGGCAAAUGCAGAUGACUCAUUUGAAGACUUAUAUAAAGAAGUGAGGACAUUCGCUGCAAAACUUGACAUUAAGGAACAGAUAUCAACAAUUUGCUGCCUUCAAUCAGCACUUAGAAAUGUCUCUUGCACUGCAGAAGAAGAAUACUAUCGAAGAGCUGUUUAUUUGCCGACGAUUUUUGUAAUUCACUUGAAGAAUGAUAUGAAUCUCGUUAGGGAAACAGUGGCAUCCUUACAAAAAGUCCUUCCACAGUUGUGUAUCACAACAGAUUUCGGUUCGUUGGAAGCUGCUUUUAAUUUCUAUGAAAAAGGUUUGUCACAUAAACAGAUUGUGCAAAGUGAAUUUACGUUGUGGGAAGAAAAGUGA